AUGCAAAAGUCUUGUGUCUCCCUCGCAAGUAUCGUCUGCUAUUAUGGAAGAACUUAAGUCAGCCCUAAAAUUGGAAAGAAUGGGCCUUGGCGCUCAUCCGGUUAAGUUUUACUGAGCGCCUGGGGCGGUUGGACACCGUGCGAGAAGGUAAGGAUAUAAAGAUGAGCAGCAGAGUCGCGAUAUCCGCUCUAGUAGCUUCCAUCCCAGAAGAGGCAGUCAGUUUCGAUAAAGCUCGCCAAGAAGGGGCAACAAGGGGGCAUCUGAAGCCUGCCAUGGGAAGAGCCUACCUGCUCCUUAAACAUUAAAAGGCUAAAUCUGAACUAGUCGGAAGUGACGUGCCAGCUGAGACCGCAGGUCCGCCACGCAAUUGGCCACCGCCUAAAAUAACCAUCCUUUCCCCAGACUGACCCGAAGAGAGGAAAAGUGUGGCCGAAAGCCCACAAUCUGGGCCUCGACGACUUCCAGCCUCACCAGGAUCAGCAUCGCCUGGCCAGAGUCCAGGCCCGCAACCUGGACAGAACAGCUCCGCCAACCUGGGCGGUAAGACGCCCAGCGAGCAAUGGGCUUCAGCUUUCCAUCGCGCGCAUGCGCGGUCCUCUAUCUCCGGAGGAGUCCUCAGGUCAUCUGGACGCCGGCAUUUCAGCUACCUGCAGCUCCGCGUACCUUCUCACCCUUGACGACUCCUGCUGGUCCUCAACUCCGGCCCCGCUCCUUCCUCUUCCGCAGGCACCGCUAGGCCCUCGCGCGUUAACCCGCCGAUACCCCGGCUUCCACUGACACGAGUCUCCGCGCAGCGCCGCUUCCGCUUCCGGCGAGUAUUGUGUGUCGCGCCGCGGGGCGGGGGCGAGGGGAGGAGGAAGGAGGGAGGCAGCUCUCCGGCGGCUCCGCGCCCCGUACUCCCGGACCCGAAGCCGGGAAGUUAAAUAAUGGCAGAGACAAGCCUGUUAGAGGCUGGGGCCUCUGCAGCCUCCACAGCUGCAGCUCUGGAGAACUUACAAGUUGAGGCAAGCUGCUCUGUGUGCCUGGAGUAUCUGAAGGAGCCUGUCAUCAUUGAAUGUGGGCAUAACUUCUGCAAAGCUUGCAUCACCCGCUGGUGGGAGGACCUAGAGAGGGACUUCCCUUGUCCUGUCUGUCGGAAGACAUCCCGUUACCGCAGUCUUCGGCCUAAUCGCCAACUAGGCAGUAUGGUGGAAAUUGCCAAGCAGCUCCAGGCUGUCAAGCGGAAGAUCCGGGAUGAGAGCCUCUGCCCCCAGCACCACGAGGCCCUCAGCCUCUUCUGCUAUGAGGACCAGGAGGCCGUAUGUUUGAUAUGUGCAAUUUCCCAUACCCACCGGGCCCACACUGUCGUGCCAUUGGACGAUGCUACACAGGAAUAUAAGGAAAAACUGCAGAAGUGCCUAGAGCCCCUGGAGCAGAAGCUACAGGAGAUCACUCGAUGCAAGUCCUCUGAGGAGAAGAAGCCUGGAGAACUCAAGAGACUAGUGGAGAGUCGUCGACAGCAGAUCUUAAAGGAGUUUGAAGAGCUUCAUAGGCGGCUGGAUGAAGAACAGCAGGUAUUGCUUUCAAGACUAGAGGAGGAGGAACAGGACAUUCUACAAAGACUGCGAGAAAAUGCUGCUCACCUUGGGGACAUGCGCCGGGACCUGGCCCAUUUGGCUGCCGAGGUGGAGGGCAAGUGCUUACAGUCAGGCUUCGAGAUGCUUAAGGAUGUCAAAAGUACCCUGGAAAAAUGUGAGAAGGUGAAGACCAUGGAGGUGACUUCAGUAUCCAUAGAGCUGGAAAAGAACUUCAGCAAUUUCCCCCGACAAUACUUUGCCCUAAGGAAAAUCCUUAAACAGCUAAUUGCGGAUGUGACCCUGGACCCUGAGACUGCUCAUCCUAACCUAGUCCUGUCAGAAGAUCGUAAAAGCGUCAAGUUUGUGGAGACAAGACUCCGAGAUCUCCCUGACACGCCACAGCGUUUCACCUUCUACCCUUGCGUCCUGGCUACUGAAGGUUUCACCUCAGGUCGACACUACUGGGAGGUGGAGGUGGGGGACAAGACCCACUGGGCAGUGGGUGUGUGCCGGGACUCUGUGAGCCGAAAGGGCGAGCUGACUCCACUCCCUGAGACUGGCUACUGGCGUGUGCGGCUGUGGAAUGGGGACAAGUAUGCAGCCACCACCACACCUUUUACCCCUUUGCACAUCAAGGUAAAACCCAAGCGGGUAGGCAUAUUCCUAGACUACGAGGCUGGCACGCUAUCAUUUUACAACGUCACAGACCGCUCUCAUAUCUACACCUUUACUGAUACUUUUACUGAGAAACUCUGGCCCCUCUUCUACCCAGGCAUCCGGGCUGGUCGGAAGAAUGCUGCACCACUUACUAUCAGGCCCCCAACAGAUUGGGAGUGACAGGUUGAGAUGUGGGAUUAACUGGGGUGAGGCAGGGUCAAAAGCUAUGGGCCUUUCUUCUUGUGUCCUGCUGGAACAUCUUGGUGUCUGCCUGGUUCCAGUCCUGAGUCAUCUUGGAGAAACAUUCUGGCCUCCAGGAUGGUUUGUGUGGAGGAGUAGGUAGGACUGGGCUGCAUGAUGGAGCACGGGUAUGUCUCCCUCCUCACCGUGGGGAGCUGGUUGCCAGGAGAAUGUCUCCCUGACAUCCAUCAGGUUUUCUAUUGCACAAGGAAAGGUUGGGAAGGAAGGAGAGACUUCCAGAAAUGAAAAGUCUAUGGGAGAGUCUAACUUGCUUAAGUAGGAGGAGAAAACAGAAACCCUUAGGGACUUCUUUGACCCAGAAUAGACUUGUUUUUUGAGGAAAAUCACAGGGGUCGGUGUACCUCUAGAUUGAAAAAAGAUUAAUGACCAUUGCUGUCAUGGGUCUAGAAGUUGAAUUUUUCUGAAGGCAGAGUUUGGACAUCAAAGUAGAUUACAAAGAAGAUCAGGUAAGAGGACUAAAGCAACAGAUUCCUAGAAACCAAUGAAGGAGAGGGAAGUUUCUUCGGUGUUCUAUUCCCAGGGUAAGGUUGCCAUUGUGAGUAGGAUUGGCCAGAGGUAGGAAUGUGGAGAAAAGGAAAGGAUGGGAAUAAAGGAGAACCUGUGUCCCUACCUUGGCCUUCUGCUGGCUAUUUGCCUGCCUCCUCACAGUCGGUGGUCUCCAAGAAGUUGCACGGCCUGUUCCUCUUCAGAGGCAAGGGGAAGAGAUUGUGCAAGACACAGCUAUACUUACACUUUUCCCAAAAGAACUUGGAGAGCAGAGAGUCGGGUAUUAGAGAAAAGUAUAUCUAUCCAAAGCCCUGGCCUUAAAGAAUGUUACUGAAUAACUAUUCCCAAGUCGUUAGCCUUGUCACCUGGCUCAGGUGUCCAAGCCAGAAAGGAAGAAAGAUAAGGGAGUCUUUCUCACCCUAAAGACAGGGUACAUUUAGGAAAGGGCUGGAUAGGCAGCUUCCUUUUGCCUGUGCAUUGGCCUGGAACUAGUGUUCAUAACAGCCUUUUGCUUGUUUGUUGCCAUCCUUCACCCUUUGCCAUUCCCCUUUUUGAAUGUAAAUCAUUUUAAUGUUAGGCCAAAAUAAACAACCUAUAGGGUAUAUAUGUUGUCAAAAAAAAAAGGUAAAGAGAUGCAUGCCAAACCAAACUAAAACAUCUUGGAUAUCUGCUGCUUGGGUAAUCUUCACAGAAGACUGACACAAGAAGCUGCAGUUUACUGAGGGCAUUUCAGUUCCUCUUACCACCUCAACAGGACUCUGUCCACUUUCCUCCUCUUACCUUUGUGCCUUGACUGUGGUUCUUUGUGGCAAGAUACUUUGGUUGGUAAAAAUAAUAUGGAACAAAGGAUCCACUGAAGUGA
Marmota monax (woodchuck) is the source of this 3822-nucleotide messenger RNA. It is a transcript of the gene Trim39, whose product is annotated as tripartite motif containing 39. NCBI's taxonomy places the organism in Eukaryota, Metazoa, Chordata, Mammalia, Rodentia, Sciuridae. The transcript has 7 exons. Bases 927 to 2393 code for a protein of 488 amino acids. Gene Ontology annotation, molecular function: protein binding; zinc ion binding. The record is from RefSeq and is a predicted model, not a curated record. Gene Ontology annotation, biological process: negative regulation of proteasomal ubiquitin-dependent protein catabolic process; positive regulation of apoptotic signaling pathway; protein stabilization.